GAAAAUGUCCCGCUCUGAUGCAGUCUUCCAGCAUCUCAUGGAACUUUGCCAGGAAGUUUCACAGUGUCUGAAGAAAGUAGGAAACAUGGAUGGUCAUAAGUACAAUUAUCCAAGGGAAUUUUAUGAUCAGUAUGCUCAAAGCCAAGAAAAAUCUGUGGUUAAUAAAAUGCAACAGAAAUACUGGAAAACAAAGCAAACUCUUAUAAAGGUCACAGGAAAAAAAGAAGAUGAACAUGUUGUGGCUUCAGAUGCAGAUCUGGAUGCAAAACUAGAGCUAUUCCAUUCAAUUCAGAGAACAUGUAUGGAGUUGUUGAAAGCAAUAGAACUUUAUCAAAAAAGGAUUUGUUUUCUGUCUCAGGAAGAAAAUGAAUUGGGGAAAUUUCUUCGAUCACAGGGUUCUCAGGAUAAAACGAGAGCAGGAAAAAUGAUGCAAGCAACAGGAAAGGCCCUCUGCUUUUCUUCUCAGCAAAGAUUAGCCCUGCGUGCUCCUUUGACUAGGUUAUACCAAGAAGUGGAGACUUUCAGGUAUAGGGCCAUCUCAGACACGUGGCUGACAGUAAAUCGCAUGGAACAGUAUCGGACUGAAUACAGAGGAGCUCUGCUUUGGAUGAAAGAUGUUUCUCAGGAGCUGGAUCCAGAUCUUUAUAAGCAGAUGGAGAAGUUCAGAAAGGUUCAAGCCCAAGUGCGACAUUCAAAACUCAACUUUGACAAACUGAAGACUGAUGUCUGUCAAAAAGUUGACCUUUUGGGAGCAAGCAGAUGCAACCUUCUUUCGCACGUAUUAACAACAUAUCAGACAACGCUGCUUCAUUUUUGGGAAAAAACUUCGCACACAAUGGCAGCUAUCCAUGAAAGUUUCAAAGGUUAUCAGCCAUAUGAAUUCACUAUGCUAAAGAGUUUGCAAGAUCCCGUGAAUAAACUAAGAGAAAGAGCAGAAAAGGAGGACCUGCAAACUGAGAGCACCAAAUCAGAAGAUCAGCAGAGUCAGUUGAUUUCAUUAGGUGAGGAGAGCCAUACCAAGGAACCAGACUAUUCAGCUCAUGAUGGAAAGGAUACCCUAUCCAAGUUACAAGGAAAUUAUAACCACAAGCAGAACUCAGGUGCUGUAGAUGACUUAUUAGACCUGCAACCUGAAGAAAAUGAGACAGCAUCAAAAGAUAAGUUUGCGAAGUCCUUGGAGUCAGAACCUAGUGAUAAGGAUGACAUGGUAUUACUGAAUGAGAUCCUCAAUGCUUCCUCCCUGGAAGAGGGAGAGUUCAGCAAAGAGUGGACAGCAGUUUUUGGACAGGUUGCGCUUUCUGAUCUUGCCAUGAACUCUUCAGCUGGAGAUGGGGAUAACACUUCAGCUGUGGCAUCAACUCCAUCAGGCUAUUUGCCCUCUCAACUGUUAGACCAAAACAUGAAUGACUUGCAGUCAUCUUUACAUGGGUGGGCAGCUAACAGUGGGAGCCCUCUGUCUAUACCACAGCCAGCACAGAAACCGAACAGCCUGAAUGUGAACGCUAACAAAACGCCAAUGAAAGGUGAACCUACAAGCAAUCCUAAAGACUUGACUGCCUGGUUCAGUCUCUUUGCUGACCUUGACCCUUUAUCCAAUCCUGAUGCUGUUGGGAAAACUGAUAAAGAACAUGAAUUGCUUAAUGCAUGAGUCAGCUGUCCAUGAAUUUGCACCUGUUUGCAGAAGUUUCUUGCAACUGAUGAUUUACCAUGCCUUCAAAACAUUCGUAUUUCUGUUCAGAGUAUUUUUCAUCAAAUUUAUUUCUGAAGCAUGUGUUACUUUGAGCUUGUUGUGACAUUAACUAACUCUUUAAUAAAAUGAUUUUGACAAAAAAAGAC
Molecule: messenger RNA, 1836 nt
Organism: Numida meleagris (helmeted guineafowl)
Lineage: Eukaryota; Metazoa; Chordata; Aves; Galliformes; Numididae
Gene: ICA1
Product: islet cell autoantigen 1
Exons: 16
Coding region: 5-1648 (547 amino acids)
Biological process (GO): regulation of transport
Cellular component (GO): Golgi apparatus
Molecular function (GO): protein domain specific binding
Source: RefSeq, a predicted model, not a curated record